AUGGACGAACAAGCCCGGAUCAUGCAGGCUCUCGGCGGUGUCAGCUUGGCUGGCCACUCGAUACAAGGAGGCAUGGCACUGCCGCCUCCACAUGGACACGAUGGGAUAGAUGAUGGGAGAAAACAAGAUAUCGGUGACAUUCUGCAUCAAAUAAUGACCAUUACUGACCAAAGUCUGGACGAGGCGCAAGCAAAGAAACAUGGACUGAACUGCCACAGAAUGAAACCUGCACUCUUCAGCGUCCUCUGCGAGAUCAAAGAGAAAACAGGCCUCAGCAUCCGUGGUGCACAGGAGGAGGACCCUCCCGACCCCCAGCUCAUGCGUCUGGACAACAUGCUGCUGGCGGAGGGUGUGUCAGGACCAGAGAAAGGGGGUGGAUCCGCCGCUGCCGCCGCUGCAGCCGCAGCUUCGGGAGGGGCCUCAGACAACUCCAUCGAACACUCAGACUACAGAGCCAAACUCACCCAGAUCAGACAGAUCUACCACACAGAGCUGGAGAAAUACGAACAGGCGUGUAACGAGUUCACCACCCAUGUGAUGAACCUGCUGAGGGAGCAGUCCCGCACGCGACCCAUCUCUCCCAAAGAGAUAGAACGCAUGGUGGGCAUCAUCCACCGCAAGUUCAGCUCCAUCCAGAUGCAGCUCAAGCAGAGCACCUGUGAGGCCGUCAUGAUCCUGCGCUCCAGAUUCCUUGAUGCCAGGCGGAAAAGGAGAAACUUCAGCAAGCAGGCGACGGAAAUCUUGAACGAGUAUUUCUACUCGCACCUCAGCAACCCAUAUCCCAGUGAAGAAGCCAAAGAGGAGUUGGCCAAAAAGUGCAGCAUUACAGUAUCCCAGGUAUCCAACUGGUUCGGCAACAAGAGAAUCCGGUACAAGAAGAACAUAGGCAAGUUCCAGGAAGAAGCUAACCUGUACGCUGCUAAGACUGCAGUAACAGCAGCGCAUGCAGUGGCCGCCGCAGUGCAGAACAGCCAGACCAACUCCCCUACCACACCCAACUCCGGUUCUUCAGGUUCUUUUAACCUCCCAAACUCUGGGGACAUGUUCUUGAGCAUGCAGUCUCUGAAUGGGGAUUCUUACCAAGGGGCACAAGUCGGAGCCAAUGUGCAGUCACAGGUGGAUACCCUGCGCCAUGUUAUCAGUCAGACGGCAGGAUACAGUGAAGCUCUAGGGGGGAACACUAUGUACAGUCCACACGGCUUGAAUGCUAAUGGGGGAUGGCACGAUACAACUACUCCAUCUGCUGUAAUCUCCCCAACAGAAGGACCUGGAAGUGUGCACUCUGAUACCUCAAAUUGA
Salvelinus namaycush (lake trout) is the source of this 1299-nucleotide messenger RNA. RefSeq names its product pre-B-cell leukemia transcription factor 3. Gene Ontology annotation, molecular function: RNA polymerase II cis-regulatory region sequence-specific DNA binding; DNA-binding transcription factor activity, RNA polymerase II-specific. Gene Ontology annotation, biological process: brain development; neuron development; animal organ morphogenesis. Lineage: Eukaryota; Metazoa; Chordata; Actinopteri; Salmoniformes; Salmonidae. Bases 1 to 1299 code for a protein of 432 amino acids. The transcript is spliced from 9 exons. The record is from RefSeq and is a predicted model, not a curated record. Gene Ontology annotation, cellular component: nucleus.